This is a messenger RNA of Capsicum annuum, 1387 nucleotides long. Its product is annotated as cyclic pyranopterin monophosphate synthase, mitochondrial. Gene Ontology annotation, biological process: Mo-molybdopterin cofactor biosynthetic process. The transcript has 3 exons. The record is from RefSeq and is a predicted model, not a curated record. Lineage: Eukaryota; Viridiplantae; Streptophyta; Magnoliopsida; Solanales; Solanaceae. The coding region runs from base 428 to 1132 and encodes 234 amino acids.
AAUGUAAAUAGUUGGUGUAGCUAAGUAUUUAUCAAAAUUAACAUUUUUUGCUUUGAUAAUAACUUAAACUCACAAUCUUAAAAUCAUAGGUGAUGGAUCUUUUCUAAAAUUAUACUACUACAUUAUUAGUGAGUUUUAAAAGGAUAAUUAAUUGUCGUUAAAACAAAGGCAAAAAGAUGCUCUUUUUUUAGAUCCGUAUACUAUUAAGAUAGCGAGCCAUGUUUGGUGAACUUUUUUCUUCAUAAAGAGGUUAGAUUUGGAUGUCAAAAGAAGAAAGAAUCAUAAGUAUCAAUUUCAUUUUGUUUUCUUCAAAUGAAAAGGAAUAUGUGGUGGACCUUCAAUGCAAAAGAUCUCCAUAGAAAAAAGACAAUGCUUUGUUUACUAGUAUUGCCAAAUUAAGGUUUUUUGUUGGAGCAGUUGAAUAGUGAUGUUUCUUCAGCGAGUUAUAUCAACAACAUUACCUUCAUCAACAAGGUUAUUUAGUAGUAUUGGUAGCCAUGAUUUGUCUAAAGCUAUUUCCGAGCUCAAUCAGGAACUGGAAUCUGUAUUUGGUGAACCUCCUCCAUCUGGCCUUUCUGGUUCCAUUGAUAAUCAAAGUAUGACGACCCGAAACUCGAAGCUUAAUACUGUAGAAAUGGAUGGUAAAGAAUCUUUCGCUGGAUUGACACAUAUUGGCAGCAAAGGUGAAGCUCAAAUGGUAGAUGUAUCUCGUAAAGAUAUUAGCAAGAGAGUGGCCAUUGCCCGGGGCAAGGUUAUUCUAGGACAGAAGGUAUUUGAUCUGGUUUCAGCCAAUCAAAUGGGAAAAGGAGAUGUUGUGAGUGUGGCAAGGUUAGCUGGAAUUUGUGGAGCAAAGCAAACCAGCAAUCUCAUCCCACUAUGUCACAACAUCAACUUGACACAUGUUCGAGUGGACUUGGCUUUGAACCCGCGAGAUUUUAGUGUUGAAAUAGAAGGGGAAGCUGCCUCAGAUGGAAAAACUGGUGUGGAGAUGGAAGCCUUGACAGCAGUAACUGUUGCUGGUCUAACAGUGUAUGACAUGUGCAAGGCUGCUUCAAAGAAUAUCCAGAUUACAGAUAUCAGGCUUGAACACAAAACUGGAGGUAAAAGUGGGGACUGGUCCAGGGAGAAAUGAUCACCAAUCUAAAGACGUAACAAGGCAAGUGCAUUAACCGCGCUGCUUGGGGGAAUGAUGUAUGUGUCACUUCCGUCAAAUGUCUUUUUCCUAUAAAAUAUGGUAAUUCAAGUCGAUAGCGCUAGUGAAAAAACAUGGCCCAUCCAUGAACACAAAAAUCGUGCGUGAAGUUGAUUCUAACAGAAGGAUCCGUUGUGUACAACAAUUGUUUGACAACAUUUUCCUUGCUUUCCUAUUUAUUUAUUUAUUAACUAA